AUGCGUCUGCUGGCAGGGCAGGGCAGGGCGAGGCGAGACGGGGAUAAGUUUCUUAUCGAUCGCGAGGUUUCUCGAGUAAUUACGCGCCUCCUCGUUGAGUACGUCGAGGGAAAGGUGGCGGUGCAAAGUAAGAAGGCAGAUGAUUCGAGUCGAAUCGAACGUGGACGAAGAACGGCUUCGUUGUACGUCUGGUGUCUGGUUGCGGCCAUUAUGCAGCUAACGCGAGAAACGGUCGCUUUGCCGCUCUAA
Molecule: messenger RNA, 249 nt
Organism: Soboliphyme baturini
Lineage: Eukaryota; Metazoa; Nematoda; Enoplea; Dioctophymatida; Soboliphymatidae
Source: the annotation of a GenBank genome assembly